AUGAUGCUCAUGCAUCUGCGACAAAGUGAAUUUGGCAGCAGCGGUCUUCCAUGCUUCAUCUAUUUAUCGUCAGACGCAUCCCCACAAGGAUCCUUAGAGUUCUACAUUACUUUGGAAGACAAGGUAUCUAGAUCCAGUGCUGCCUUAUUGGUCGAAGCAACAGCAAAUGAGAGAGCUCAAUGGGUCAAAGCAGGUCAUUUGAGAACUACAUGCUUACCUGUGGCUAUAUUGGGUAGCGGAAAAUCAAAUGCAGCUGCAAAAUUUGAAGCUCUGACCCAUUCAGUAAUCCUAGACUCAAUGUCUGGGGGGGAUCCACAAAAGGUUUCUGCUUAUGGAAACUCAGUUAUCUCUUUUUGUUCGGAUUUCGGAACAGAGGCACAUAUAUCCAACAUGCCCUCGGUAUCAAUACAAAAGAUUCUGGAGAACAAUGUUUCUCAGAGCGACGGCCUAUUGAGUUGCAGGCGACAGGUUUGCGAACAGCGGUUUGGGCCGAUUGAACAGGCCGACGACUCCAUCAUCGCUGAUUGUUGCAUCUUGGAAGCCCAGGAGUUUUCUGGACCUGGACCGGCUCUACGGUUUGAUUUGGAUGAUUAUUUGGAAGGGACCCCAAUGCGGGAAUUGCCGCGUCUUCGGGAAUGGGUUGGUGGUCUCAAGCUGAUCAGACUGGCCGAGAGGGAAACCGAGGGCCAACACCGGACUAUAACGCAGGUUUUCAACAGUGCUCCUUCAGCGUCUGAAAGUUUUGUAUCAACAGAACUGCGGCAGCGCCUGAUCCCAUUGUAUCUUUCCACUCCCCAGGACUUGGCAGACGCUGCCCAUGAGAACGAACACCUCGCGAGCACGGUUGGGUCUUCGCAAGCGGUGGCACGAUUGGUAGGCGGAAGUGACUGCGUUCCUACCCGCAAACUGUCAGAUCGUGAACAAAAGCAACUCUUGUACAGGCGAAAACUGCAGUUUGGGACCGGAGAUACAGUACAGCCACUGGUGGCUUCAAGCAAGGCUUCAAAACUUGCUGCGAAAAAAAACAAGGUCUCAAAAGCUUUGAAGGAUGUACAGUCGAAAACUGCUGAGGGAUCUUUGCAGCAGCUGAUGAUGCAGCAUUUCAGAGACACAACCAACCCGAUGUCCUUCUACAGCCUUCCUAUGAGUAUUGCAAACACUUUGCCCAUGAAACAACUGUCGGUGGCCGUGACAAGCAUGCUUUCUAUCAAAGGGAAACCAGCACAACCAGCUGGAACAUUGCCACUUGGGGAUGAGAUUCAUACUCUGCCAUUGGAAAAUAGAACCGAACAAAUUGAAGACGAAAAACCAACCUUUUUGGAACCUCUGCAGGAUGAUGUGACAGAGGAAAUGCCGAAAGAGGGUGGUGAGCGAGAGGAGGAGUUGGACCUCAAACAGUUGGUCGGCUAUUGCCAGUUGGAUGGGCUGUUGGUGUUCAAACUUGCGGACAAGAGCCCCUACUUGAAGGAACGUCCUUUGCAUAGUGUAGACAACUUGACUUUCUCUGACUUUGCAAUUCGGCUUUACAAGGUGCACAAGAAUGUUGAGGAUCGAGAAAUUUGGAUUUCCCCAACCUCCAAUGCAGAGGUUCCUGUGGUGCAGUUCUUCGCAGGACGUGCUUUCCAACAAAGGGUGGCAUGUCCACUCACCCUUCAGGCCGUGGAUAUCAAAAGGAAGCUCAAGAACAAGACAUGCUUGAUGAAUGGGCAGCUGGAGGUCUACUAUGCUACCGCAUUUGCUCUUGGACAGAGCUCACGUUUUGCUGAACUGGAACAAUUGCAGCCCAAUCAACCAGCCCAAUUCUACAGGAGCAUUGUGGCAACUGAGAGCGAUGCUUCCGUCAACCCUGCAGUUGAUAUGCAUCAAGAGGUUGGUGGUGAGCAUCCCCAUGGUGCCGAAGUCCAACAAGCCCUGGAAUCUCAAGCGCUCGACUUGGCUGAUGUUGACUCUCCCGACCAGGAACUGUCGGCCAAACAAUUGGCUCGACUUGUGCAGGACGAGAUCCAUGAGAUCGAAGUAUCAGAGGAUGUCGCAAACGUGCCAGCUGCAUCAAGUUCAAGCACUGCACGGGCACCAACCGCUACUCCAAGAUCUACAGCAUCUGCAUUUACCCCCCAUGCUUUGAGGGAUCUGAUUCCUGGAAGAGGAUCUAUUCGUGGAGUUUAUUUGAAACGUAUUGAAUCCUCCAGCCUUUACCAAGGUUUUUACCCUAGUUCGGACGGCUUAAAAAAGUCAUCAUCGUCAACUUGGAAGGGGACCCGAACCAACAGGUCUGAGAAGGACGCCCUGAUGGAUGUUUUGGGAUUCUUAUGGUCUGCACAUUCAUCGCGCGCACCGGAGCAUCCAGAUCAGCAGAAGCCAAAGGAGGCCGAUGUCAUAGAAGCUAUGCGGAGCUUCCAGAACAGCACCAAUACGGGUGCAUGUGAGAUGAGCAGCACUGCCAACGCUGGCCGGAAACGCAAACACAUGGCACAGUGA
Molecule: messenger RNA, 2478 nt
Organism: Cladocopium goreaui
Lineage: Eukaryota; Dinophyceae; Suessiales; Symbiodiniaceae
Source: the annotation of a GenBank genome assembly